Molecule: messenger RNA, 285 nt
Organism: Cooperia oncophora
Lineage: Eukaryota; Metazoa; Nematoda; Chromadorea; Rhabditida; Trichostrongylidae
Source: the annotation of a GenBank genome assembly
AUGAAUGCAAAUGUCGCCCUGGAUUCGUGGACGCCUCACCAGAUACCGCUAAGUAUCCAGGUCGAGUCUGUAACCGGCCGAAAUCCCCUGAGCACUACGGACAAACUAGCCGACAGCCUCAGUGCACGAGUUCGGAGCAGUGUGGUCCCAAUGAGGAAUGCCGCUUCAACGCCAAGGGAGAGAUGGUCUGCCAAUGUAAACGUGGAUCGGUUCAGCAAAGCGAUGGCAAAUGUAAAGGUACGUUCAAGAAUGGGUCCCGUGCGGAAAUUCUGCGCAUUCGCUUGA